Triticum aestivum (bread wheat) is the source of this 932-nucleotide messenger RNA. RefSeq names its product beta-glucosidase-like SFR2, chloroplastic. The record is from RefSeq and is a predicted model, not a curated record. Gene Ontology annotation, biological process: carbohydrate metabolic process. Gene Ontology annotation, molecular function: beta-glucosidase activity. NCBI's taxonomy places the organism in Eukaryota, Viridiplantae, Streptophyta, Magnoliopsida, Poales, Poaceae.
CCGCAGUACUCUUCCCGCCACUCCUAUCUUCUCCCCCAGGAAAAAUAAAUAAAACCUCGCUGAGUGGUAGUAUUUACGGAAAUGCCAUGGCCGGCCUUCCUGGUGGUGGCCGCGAAGCUCAUCGUCCUUGCGGCGGCCGCCGCGACGGCGGCAAACGCGGCCUCCUACGCGCGGUUCCGGAGGCGCCACCUCCGCCGCAUCCGCAGCCCCAUCGACGAGUCGGCCGACCCCGUCGCCGAUUUCCGCUCCCUGCCCUCCUCCGCUGCCGCAGCAGAGGAUGAUGAUUUUUUCUUCGGGUUAGCGACGGCGCCUGCGCAUGUUGAAGACAGGCUGGACGAUGCUUGGCUUCAGUUUGCGACAGAACAAUCCGUUGAUGACAAGGAGUCCAUGCGCAACCAGAAACAAGUCGAUGCAGUGAUGGCCUCUGCUGGUGGUGAUGGAGGCUCUCAGCCAUCUUCUAGGCUAAGAGGGGACGAAAAGGGUACCGAUGGAGAGAAAAGGAAGCCUCUUAGGGUAGCCAUGGAGGCUAUGCUCAGAGGAUUUGAAAAGUUUUCUGAGGGUGAAGAAUCUAGUGGUGGAGAUAACUGCAGCCACAAUGUUGCUGCUUGGCACAAUGUUCCAUGCCCGCAAGAGAGGCUUAAAUUUUGGUCCGAUCCUGAUACUGAGUUGAAACUUGCUAAGGAAACCGGCAUUAGUGUUUUCCGCAUGGGCGUAGACUGGACAAGAAUAAUGCCUAAGGAACCAACUGAAGAUUUCAAGAGCUCGGUUAAUUUUGCAGCACUUGAGCGGUAUAGAUGGAUCAUUCAAAGAGUUCAUGAGCAUGGGAUGAAAGUAAUGCUUACCCUAUUUCAUCACUCACUUCCACCUUGGGCUGGGGAAUAUGGUGGAUGGAGGAUGGAAAAAACUGCUAAUUAUUUCAUGGAUUUUGUAAG